UCUUUAGAUUGUCGGAGUCAUUCGCCGGUCAAUAGCAGCUAGAUUCGAAGUUUUAACGUUUUGUAAACCGUUUUUGUGGAAAUAUGUUGACUCACCCUCGCCAGCACGGUAUAAUUUUCUGUCAUCAAUCAAUGGUGCUGUGGCUGGUGUUUUAGUAAAUUAAAAUUACCAACAUUUUGCAUGCACUCUUCGCCUGGUAAAGCUCGGGUAGUAUUUAACGAACCCCGGGCUCUACACACGCUGCAUUUGAGUACGAGACCGGUGCGACACAGACCGUCAUGCACCGAUGGUCGAUCCUGCUGCUUGCCGCCGGACUGCUGCGCGAGUGCCGCCCGGACGACAGCGUCGGCGGCAUCAAGCGGCUGGUCGUGCGCGAAACGGUCGGCAACCACUUCUCGGAGGUAAUCGUGAACGCGCUCACCCGGUACUACGUGCAGAACCACUCCUCCACGCAGGUGAUGCGGCUGUCCACCGUGAGCGACGGCACGCACGACCUGCAGUCCGACAUUAUGGACGAGGUGAUGCAGCGGACGUCGCGCAGCAUCGCGUACGAGUUCCGGUCGGCGUUGGGCCCGUCGCGGCGGCCCCGCAUCUUCAACAUCGCCUUCAUCGACGGGUACGGUGCGUUCGAGCAGCUGUUCCGGUCGCUCGAUCCGGCCGAGAACGACUUCGCCGGCUACUAUCUGAUCGUGCUGACGGCGUACGGGCGCCGCAUCGCGUCCGAUACGCUCGCGCGCAUCUUCGCCCUGCUGUGGACGAUGAACGUGAUCAAUGUGAACAUCGUGUCGGCCGACCUGGAGGACCAGAGCCGGUGGCAGAGCGUGCUGAUGCACACCUACUACCCGUACCGGGCGGGCGGCAACUGCGAGCGGAUCGUGCCCCAUCUGCUGCACCGGUUCCGCAAGGGCCAGCGGUUGGACCGGUCGGUCGAGCUGUUCCCGAGCAAGCUGUCCAAUCUGCACGGGUGCCCGGUGACGGUCGGGACGUUCCAUCUGCCGCCGUACAUGCUGCUGACACCGGCCGGCAGCUACGGCGGGCUCGAGGGGGAUCUGCUGCGUGCGCUUAGCCGGAAGCUGAACUUUACCGUGCGGCUGGUGGUGCCGGAUGACGGCGAGCUGUGGGGACGGACGCCACCACCGUCGGUGGAUGGUGCUGGCGCGAACCGUACCGGAGGUGGUACGUCCUCGGCUUCCGGCUGCGUGCGGCUGGUGCUGACCGAGCGGGUCAAUCUCACGCUCGGUCGGUUCGCCAUCCGGGGCGAUCGGAAUCUCGUGAUGAAGAGCAGCCGCAGCUACUACACGGUGCGGAUGGUGUUUGCUGUGCCGGCUGGGCGGGAGUACACCCCGUUCGAGAAGCUGUUCCGCCCGUUCAGCCGGUCCGUCUGGGUGCUGGUGACGCUCUCUCUGCUGGCCGGAAUGGUCGUGAUCGGCACCGUGCAGCUGCUGCACCGGCCGGCCGUGCGCGAUUUUGUGUACGGGCGCGGUGUGUCCACGCCGGUGCUCAAUCUGCUCAGCGUACUGUUUGGCGGCGCGGUGGUCCAGCUGCCGAUGCGCAACUUCGCCCGCACGCUGCUCUUCCUGUGGAUGUACUACUGUCUGGUGGUGCGCACCUGCUACCAGGGCUCGCUGUACGAGUAUUUGCAGGAGCGCAAAAACUUCACCCCGCUGCAGACGGUCGAUGCGCUGGUGCGGAACGACUAUCGCUUUUACUCGCUGCACGGCACCUCGCUCUAUCUGGAACAGAUGCCUCAGAUACUGUCGCGGUUGGUAGCUCCUACGCAGAGUGAGAAUAGGGAAAGACGCAUCACCUGGCUGCCGGACGAUGACGCGUCGGUCGAUCGGUUACUGACCGAGCUAGCCACUCGGCAGGCUCGCACCGGCGCACUCUUUAUCGACAUGGAGCGCGUAGCCUACCACAACCGGUUUUACGUGCGCGGCGGACUCGUGCACAUCGCAAACGUGGUGCUGGUGCGACUGCCCAUCGGUAUCUACUACCCGAAGAAAUCCUGCCUCGCCAAUCGGUUCGACCACGAGCUGGACCGCCUGCGGACGUCCGGCUACGUCAGCUACCGGCUCGGGCACUACCUGAACUACGACGCUUUCAAGGGACCGGCCGACUACCAGCCCCUUCCGACGCCGCUUACCUCCGACCAGCUGGUCGGGUGCUACGAGACACUGUUUGGUUUGCUGCUGGUCGCCACCGGGCUGCUGCUGCUCGAGCUCGCCUCCCGCUGGUUCGUGUCGCUGCGGCAGCUGCUUACCUUUCUGCAGGCGGAGUAG
This is a messenger RNA of Anopheles merus, 2279 nucleotides long. RefSeq lists its product as uncharacterized. Bases 279 to 2279 code for a protein of 666 amino acids. The transcript is spliced from 2 exons. The record is from RefSeq and is a predicted model, not a curated record. Lineage: Eukaryota; Metazoa; Arthropoda; Insecta; Diptera; Culicidae.